AUGAUCUCGAAGGCCGGCAUUGCAUUUACUGAUCCACGCCUGAGCAGCUUCAUGACUGCUCUGCGCGAUCUUUCUGAUUCGCGACAGGAAAGGGAACACACGGACACGCUUCAUGGUCUGAAAAUGGACAAGGAGGAGUUUUUUCAGUGA
Dibothriocephalus latus is the source of this 150-nucleotide messenger RNA. Lineage: Eukaryota; Metazoa; Platyhelminthes; Cestoda; Diphyllobothriidea; Diphyllobothriidae. The record is from the annotation of a GenBank genome assembly.